UGAGAGCACCCAGGGACAGUUACAGUGGCAGGGGGGGGGAUGGGUUACAAGUCAUGACUUGAUUGCAUGUCAUUUGCUGAUACAGAAAGAAAAGAAAGAUAGAGAGAAAGGGUACUGGCAGAGAAGAGAAGAGAAAGGACAGGGGUGGUGGUGAUGGUGAGAAAGAACGAAAGAAAAAAAGAAGGAAAGAAAGAAAGCGGGAUAUUGGGGGUGGGGGGCAUUGCAAAUUGGGAGGAGCCAUCCAUCUAUCUAUCCAUUCAUCCAUCCACAAAGCCCUCCUCCUACACAGCCCAGCCACAGUCCUAACACAGACACUCACUCACAGACACCCAGCCCGGCCUCGGCUUCAUUAGUCGGAGCAUGAUGAGUGAGUGAGUGUGUGAGUGCGUGAGUGCGUGAGUGAGACUCAUCGACUUAGUUUCUAACUAGCUUACUUACUUACUGGCUCAUUCACUAAUACAGACCAUACCAUAGCAUACCAUACAUCCCCCCCCCCCCCUUCUCUCCCCUUCUCUCUGUCUCAAUGUAAUCCUUGUGCUCCUCCUCCUCCUCUUUCUCGCUCGCUCGCUCACUCACUCGUGUGUCCCCCUCCUCCUCCUGGAAAAGCUUUGAACCCACCCUUGUCAUCACCCCCUACCAUCACCUGCCUGCACAUGAGAUGAGGGUUCCCUCUCUCUCCCUCUUCUCCAUCCACUUCCCCUCUCUCUCCUCCUCCCCUCAUUCCUUCGUGUGUGACUGCAGGUUUCACUAGAAAAAUGAUCCCAAUCCGUGACGGCGCGAACUGAUGAGAAAACCUCGCGUCUAGAUCCUCGUCACCACGACUCCCUCCCUGCUGCUGCUGUCAUUGUCUCGCUGCUCUUUCCUCCCAGUACUUGCAAACUAGAGCACUGCACUGACUGGUACGUAGUAGUAAGGGAACGUAGCAUUCUCUCUUGCUGCUGUUUGUGCUUUGAAUAAUUCACUCAGUGCAGCACACCGUAUACUCGAGGUUUGUGCCUUGAUGAACCACCGACCUGCCCUCUCUUCAGUUGAAACAGCUCUGAACUGCAGUUUCUUCAAAUUUUGGCUAUCUCUACCCUCCCCCUCUCCCCUUUCUUAGCUUCACUGCAGCUUGGUUUUGGCUGCAGGCAUCCUUGCUGAGCCUUGGUCCAAGCAAGAUCUGAGAUCGAUCAGCCCUGCAACGUCGUUCGUUCAACUUCUCUGAAUGUCAAUGAUCCAGCAUCAAACUGAGUGACACGUAUGAGGGAGACUCAGUUUCCCCUGCAGAGUCUAUUAUAAAUUGAAAUAACCUCAAUUUCCCCUACAAAGCCAUUUUGCACAAAGCGGUGGGCAGUUUGGUUGAGUUUGGGCACCACCCAGCUUUCUUUGAUCAGUGCUGAAGUUGUUGCCGUCGAGUUAUUGUCGUGCUUCUGAUUCGAAUCACAACAUAGAACGCCGUUUAAUAUGCUUUCAGCUUGCUUUCGAAGAGCUUUUUGGAGAAGAAGCAGAAUUAUUGGCUUAUUGUUAACAACGAAUGUGAAACUAGCAGAAGGAUUGCCGGCUUCUCAUGAUGUCAUUAUCACGGACUUCGUGUGGUGCUCUCAGAGCUCUAUCAAGAACUAGGUCGUCUCGUGCUGGGCUGCCAAUUGCUGAAUCUUUAAUCCUGACCAGUCCCUCCAACAUUCCUGUUGUCGGGAGUGCUUUGCCUCAUACGGAAAUAUGCUCACUGGUUUUUCAUGAUAACCAGACUGUGGACCAGCACCAUCAACCUUGGCCGCGAGGACAUUCGGUUGCUAUCAUUGCGCUCAAGUACCUUGUCAACUAUCACUAGCUUGGAAACAAUUAUUUCUGCAAUACAUCAAUUAUCCAUCCUUUCACCAUACACAGGGGCUUUUCAGAUCCUUGGCUUGCUUGAAAAGAUUGGAUAUCACCGGCGCAUUUCAACUCUGAGUAAGCUGUCGGACCGCUGGAAACCCGAGACGUUGCAUACUGUUUGUUUUCUUUUCGAGGACUACUGUCUCUUUAGAAACUUCUGACGAGAUAGUCUGGACCUGACGUAAUCAUAAAUAUUCACCACUCUUCUAGGUUGGCGUAUCUGCCCCACUUUUGUCGUCUCCAUCAAAUUCAUUGCCGAACCCUACAUAGAAUAGAUGAGCCUUAUGUUGUGAAGAAUCUCAGGGCGUUGUCAUCCCUAAGAGUUGUCUCUCUACCUCUCUAGCUCGCAACCUCAUCCGGCUCCUCUGACCUUCACAUGUCCGUAGCUUCCUAGACACUGCAACAUCCUGCACGGCCGAAGCAUCAGAUUCAUGUAACGAAGACUUUGCCGUGCAUUUUGAAUGGGUUCAAAUUAUCAUUACUAUACCAAGCUAUUGCUGCCUGGACGCGAAAACGAUACGGACUUCUCCGCCGGAAGCAAUGGCAAUUGUGAGUGUGAUGACUCUUCGCAAAGGUCCCGCCAAUACCUUCACCUUGACCAACGACUCAUCCUCAAGACAGUGUUUCCUGGUGGAUUGAGUGAUAAUAGCCCUGAAUACGAUGAUGAUGAAGGGGCAAAUCAGAAGCUAAGAUUUACCAUGGCGCAGUUGAGACAUCUCGAAGAUGCUUUCGCGAGACUGCAACGGCCAAACGCUCAUCAGAAGGCCGCAUUGGCGACGGAGCUGGGAAUUCAACCACGGCAAGUGGAGGUGUGGUUUCAAAACCGCAGAGCAAGAGGGAAAGCCAAACGAACGGAAACUAAUUGUGAAGUUCUCCGACAACGCUGUCAUGACCUCAUUGUGGAAAACCAGCAGCUCAACUAUCUCAUUCAGACGGAAAGUGUGGGCCUCGAUAGUCACGACCUCAUGGGAAACGGCGAGUCUCCCUUGCAGCUGCAACUGGCACUGUGCAACUCUUGCAAGAAAGCCCCCAGCUGAUCGAAAUCAGCAAACUACGCACAAUAUCCAAGACCCGCUCUCUGAUCGAUCCUCCGCACCCCCACUCCAGCAAUACUACAGUACCCUAAUGGACACAAUCCGCCAUCAGUUACCUGCAAGACAUCCAACCUGAACUUCCUAAAUGACAUCGCAACAUCAGUGCGGCUUAAUGACUCCCACGACGAUUAUUUCUACCCAUUCAAUCAGUUGCAGGUCGAUUCAGCUGCUAUGACGAACGAGUGACCGUCAUCAGCUCCGGAUCCCGGAUCACCACGAAUCAGUUCUGGUCGAAAGUCGCUACUGAUUUGUGGACCUCGGAAAUGGGAUUUCACACAGUGACCGAUGAUUGAUACACCGCAAACAGGACUCCCCCACGCUCCGGAACGAAACAGCAAUCUCAUGUUGUUGUGCUUCAGAUUUGUUCUGCCCCUGAUUCCUGAAAACUUUUAAAAAGCUGCAUUUCACCUCAUAACUGAAAUUUUCUUAUGCUGUUGGCUUUGUAAUGAAGAUAGCAUUGCAGUGCUCUGUAGAAGUAAAAGGGAAUAUCAAGCACACCACAUGAAACCUGUUUCGUAUCAGUGGCUUGUUUUGGUCUACUGUGUGGUGUUCGAAUGAACUGUACAACUUCUAGUUGCUCCA
Messenger RNA from Physcomitrium patens, 3530 nucleotides. Its product is annotated as homeobox-leucine zipper protein HOX17. NCBI's taxonomy places the organism in Eukaryota, Viridiplantae, Streptophyta, Bryopsida, Funariales, Funariaceae. Gene Ontology annotation, biological process: regulation of DNA-templated transcription. The record is from RefSeq and is a predicted model, not a curated record. Gene Ontology annotation, molecular function: DNA binding; DNA-binding transcription factor activity, RNA polymerase II-specific.